UAGUCAAAAUGUUAGAGCCUUCGUCUUCUGAAGACGAGAAUGAAGAUGUGCUGCCAGAAGACGAUACUUCGGGAUCUCUGUCCACAUCGACCACCAGUCGUAAUGAAAUUUCAUCACAAAUACCGCAAACACAACAUCAAUAUCAACAACAAGCACCACCACCACCACAACAACMACAACAACAACAACAGCAACAACAUCAACAGCAGCAGCAGCAGCAACAACAACARCAACAACAUACUCAAUAUCUUCAGGCAAGUCCUCAAGUGCAGCGAAGUGUUAGUCCAGCCUCAGGUUCAUCAGGAAGUGAGUCCAUCCCUGUAUGUCAGCCUCAAGUUAACACUAGUGACAAACUACUGGUGCCACAGACAAAGAGCAACACAUCGUCCAAUAGGUCUGUGAGUCCCUGUCCGUCAACAGCUAGUGAUAAUAAGGAAGCAUUGGCUCAAAAACAAUUGGAUGACAUUGAAAGGGUUGAACGUGAAGAAGCAGAAAGAAAGACUAAAUUGCAAUUAUAUGUAUUUGUUUUAAGAUGUAUUGCUUAUCCAUUCAAUGCCAAACAACCAACAGAUAUGACAAGAAGGGCUAAUAAGAUAAGUGGUCCACAUUUGGAGCAAAUUAUCACAAGAUUUCAAGCAUUUCUUAAGGGAGAUCUACAGAUACCGGCAGACGAAGCGUUUCAAAAUGCUAUACAAAACUAUUUUGAAGCCUUUCUUCAAAGCGAUAGACUGAUGCUUAUGGUUCAGAGCGGCGCCUGUUCUUCACAUGACUUUAGGGAAGUUUUUCGAAACAAUAUUGUAAAACGUGUCCGAAGUUUGCCCGAAAUCGAUGGAUUAAGCAAAGAGACAGUUGUGAGUUCAUGGCUUCAAAAGUUUGAUACUAUAUUCAAAGGUUGUGAUGACGACGUCAAGAAGUUGACCGGAACUAAGAUGCAACAAUACCAACAACAACAACAACAAAAUCUGGCCGCAGAGCUGAUCCUUAGCAAAGAACAGCUCUACGAUAUGUUCCAGAAUGUGCUCAAUAUUAAGAAGUUUGAACACCAACUUCUUUAUAAUGCUCUUCAGUUAGAUUCAGCCGAUGAACAGGCGGCUGCCAUUAGAAGGGAAUUGGAUGGAAGGAUACAAAAGUCUAAUGAAAUGGAAAGGAAUCGUAAACUUAUGCCAAAGUUUGUGCUCAAAGAGAUGGAGUGUUUGUUUUUAGAAGAAGUUCGGUCUUCAAUAAACCAAUUAAUGGUAAACCUCGAGAGCCUUCCUGUGUCUAAAGGAGGUGCAGACAGUCGAUAUGGUCUUCAAAAACUAAAACGUUAUAAUCAUAGCCGUCGUCGAGCAUCAAUCCUAAGAAGUCAAGCAUCACUUGCACGGGACGGACUGGUAGAGGAUACAGAAGUGAUUACAUUAUCUAAAUUUGAUGUUUUACUUUCGUUUACUAUUGAAGUUGUUGUAAUGGAGGUGCGGGGGUUAAAAUCAUUGGCACCAAAUCGUGUAGUUUAUUGCACAAUGGAGUUGGAGGGCAGUGAGAAAUUACAAACUGACCAUGCUGAGGCUUCCAAACCUAUGUGGGAUACUCAGGGAGAUUUUACAACAACAUAUCCACUUUCUAUAGUCAAAGUUAAAUUAUAUGCCGAAAGUCCGGGUAUUUUAAGUCUUGAUGACAAAGAAUUGGGUAAAGUUAUAAUAAAACCAACGCCUUUGACAUCAAAGACUCCUGAGUGGUAUAAAAUGACAGUUUCUAAGAAUGCUUCCGACCAGGACUUGACCAUCAAAAUCAUUAUCCGAGUCGAUAGACCACAAAAUAUGAAACAUUGUGGGUAUUUGUUUGCUCAGGGAAAGCAGGUCUGGAAAAAAUGGAAACAACGGUAUUACAUAUUAGUUCAGGUCUCGCAAUACACGUUCGCAAUGUGUAGUUAUCGGGAAAAGAAGUCCGAACCGACAGAAAUGUUACAAUUAGAUGGAUAUACUGUUGAUUAUAUUGAACCCAUCCCUGAGUUAGAAGAAGGCAAACACUUCUUUAAUGCCGUCAAAGAAGGAGAUAGUGUUGUGUUUGCUUGUGAUGAUGAAAAUGAGUGUCAUUUAUGGGUUAUGGCUAUGUAUAGGGCAACGGGUCAGGCACACAAACCAACACCUCUAAUGCAAACUUUAUUUAAUAAAAAUUCAACGAUAUCUCGAUUACAAGGAGAUGCCGAUAGGGCCCGAAAGCAUGGAAUGGAUGAAUUUAUAUUAUCAGAUCCGUGUCGUUUCAGUCAUCACCAAUUAUUUAGAUUAUUACAGAGAGAAUCACUUUUAUUUAGACUAAACGAUUUUUAUUGUUCUCUCGGGUGGUUCAGUCCGGGACAGGUAUUUGUUUUGGACGAAUACUGCGCUCGAUAUGGAGUUAGAAGUUGUUACCGACACCUGUCAUACUUAUGUGAUUUACUUGAAUUUGCCGAAAAGGGUACUCUCAUUGAUCCGACAUUAAUUCAUUAUAGUUUUGCAUUUUGUUCAUCACAUGUUCACGGAAACAGUACAACUGCACCCCCGAUCGGACAAAUCGCAUUCGACAUAAGACCUGAUGGUAUUGGAACCGUCACCGUUGAGGAGAGGGACAUGUAUGCCGGUAUUAAGGAAAGACUCAAAUGCUUAUUAGAAUAUCAAAUAACAAACUAUAGAUAUUGUUUUCCUUUUGGUCGACCCGAAGGCUCAUUAAAAGCUACUCUCUCUUUAUUAGAGAGAGUAUUAAUGAAAGAUAUACUAACGCCUGCACCUCCUGAAGAGGUUAGAGGUGUAAUCAAGAAGUGCCUCGAAAAUGCCGCUCUCGUCAACUAUACCCGCAUUUCAGAAGUGGCCAGAAUUGAAGAAAUAGCAGCGGACAAGACAUUACAUCCAAGUGUUAAACUCCAACAUUUGGUUCAUUUAGCAGAACUUUGUGUUGAUCUCAUCCAAGAAAAUAAUGAACACUACGCUGAAGCAUUUGCCUGGUUUUCCGACCUAUUGGUAGAACAUUGCGAGAUAUUCUUCUCGUUGUUUGCCGUCGAUAUGGAUGUCAUACUCAAUGAACAGCCGCCCGACACGUGGGAGAGUUUCCCGUUAUUUCAAGUCUUCAAUAAUUACCUCAGACUUGACGAAAAUCUAUGUGGGGGUCGAUUUCAUACUCAAUUGAGAGACACAUUUGCUCCACAAGUGGUCAGAUAUGUUGAUUUAAUGGAGUCAUCAGUUGCACAGUCAUUACAUAAAAGUUAUGAAAAAGAAAAAUGGGAAUUAAAAGGACCUGUUGGUUGUGCGGCUUCUGAAGACUUGUUCUGGAAGUUGGAUGCGUUGCAGACCUUUAUUCAUGACCUCUUCUGGCCGGACGAAGUGUUUGCCAAACAUUUAGAGCAAAGACUCAAAUUAAUGGCCUGUGAUAUGAUGGACGCCUGUAUUAAUCGGACACUACAAGCAUUUCAAACGUGGGAACGUAAGGGUAGUACCCGAUGGAACAGUACUGACUAUAUCGUGCCCUCAGAGAUGUGUGCUAUGAUUAAUGUCAUACUCGAAGCUAAGUCACAAUCGCUUAAGUUAUGUACUUUCGAUGGCGUCGACACACAUCAAUACCACAGCAAAAUUGACAAUUUAGUUGAUAAAGCAUUAGUUGAUAUGCAAACCGGAUUAAUAGCAAAGAUGCUUAGUAUAUUGGAGGCCAGUAUUGCCAAAUUAUCCCGUUAUGAUGAGGGCAGUCUAUUAGCUCCAAUUUUAUCAUUAACUUAUAACAAAGGUAUGUCUAGUUCUGGUCGAGAGGUUGGCAAAGCAUAUGUCAAUUUUGUACGCAAUAGUACUGAACAAUUGAGACAAAAAGUUAGCGACGAAUUGUGGGUCAUUAGUUUGUUUGAGCAAUGGUAUUCAUCACAAAUGAACCUUAUAUGCAAUUGGCUAUCGGAGCGCAUUGACCACGGAUUGCAUUUAUUUCAAUUGUCUGCUCUUUCCUUAAUUGUUAGAAAAAUCUAUUCAGACUUUGAGUUGAAUGGUAUUGAAGAGGAGAAACUAAAUAGCAAAGUAUAUCAAACCAUAAUGAGUCGGAUCCAACUCGAAGAAGCCGCCGCUUCCGUCACUAAUGGACUAAAUCGAGAAAAUGAAGAUUCAGAAGAAUAUCCCGAAGUAACUGAAACAUCAGCUAAGGGUAAGACACCGGGUCUUAAUAGAGCUGAUUCGGAGUCUGGAGAAGGAAUGGUUAAUCGAUUGCAAAAUGCAACCCAAAAUGUAAUGGGAAGGAUAUCUGGUAUCGGUAGAGGUGUCGGAACCAUUGGUGGAGGAAUCGGUGGUUUUGCCAAUAAAUUUUUGAAUAACAAGUUUUAG
Messenger RNA from Oppia nitens, 4307 nucleotides. RefSeq names its product calcium-dependent secretion activator 1-like (gene Cadps). Gene Ontology annotation, biological process: synaptic vesicle exocytosis; dense core granule exocytosis. The record is from RefSeq and is a predicted model, not a curated record. NCBI's taxonomy places the organism in Eukaryota, Metazoa, Arthropoda, Arachnida, Sarcoptiformes, Oppiidae. The transcript has 21 exons. The coding region runs from base 9 to 4307 and encodes 1432 amino acids.